AUGCCCCGCACCGACGAAGCCGACCACUUCAUCAACGCCGUCUACUCCGCCGUGCAAGAGAUCCCUCGCGGAAGAGUAACAACCUACGGCCAUAUCGCGACGUUAUUAGGAUAUCCAAAACGCCCCCGCCAAGUAGGAAUCAGCCUGAAACAUCUCCCCGGCGCAGAAACAGACAACUAUUUCCAUUCGGGGAAUGUGCCCUGGCAGAGGGUUAUUAAUGCAAGGGGGAUGAUUUCGCAUCGGGAACCAGGGAGUGCGGAGAGACAGGCGGAAGCGUUACGGGGGGAAGGGGUGGAAGUGGAGGAGGAUAGUAUGGGGGAGUGGUAUGUGGAUUUUGGACGGUAUGGGUGGUUUCCGGAUGUUUUGCCUAGUGAGGAUAGUGAUGAUGGUGAUCAUCAUGAUGAUGGGGAGGAGGGUAUAGAUCGAUGA
Messenger RNA from Aspergillus tubingensis, 429 nucleotides. RefSeq names its product MGMT family protein. Gene Ontology annotation, molecular function: catalytic activity. Bases 1 to 429 code for a protein of 142 amino acids. NCBI's taxonomy places the organism in Eukaryota, Fungi, Ascomycota, Eurotiomycetes, Eurotiales, Aspergillaceae. Gene Ontology annotation, biological process: DNA repair. The record is from RefSeq and is a predicted model, not a curated record. The transcript is spliced from 3 exons.